Molecule: messenger RNA, 1503 nt
Organism: Aspergillus versicolor CBS 583.65
Lineage: Eukaryota; Fungi; Ascomycota; Eurotiomycetes; Eurotiales; Aspergillaceae
Product: cation:proton antiporter
Exons: 7
Coding region: 1-1503 (500 amino acids)
Biological process (GO): proton transmembrane transport
Cellular component (GO): membrane
Molecular function (GO): antiporter activity
Source: RefSeq, a predicted model, not a curated record
AUGGCGGGCGGUUUCCUUCCUUACCACGAGCCCGGAAUUGUCGAGAUCUUAAUCAUCGUCUCUUUCUUCUUUAUCCUGUCCCUGGCAGAAUGGGCGUCUGCGAAGAUUAUCCGCGCCGGCGUCAUCGGCCAUAUUGCGGUUGGCAUCAUUUACGGGAAGCCUCUCGCGGACAUUCUCGAGUCUGACUGGCAGAAAACUUUCCUCUCGCUCGGCUAUGUUGGCUUAAUUCUAAUUAUAUUCGAAGGCGGUCUUAGCGCACGGCUUGAUCUUUUGAAGGCGAACUUGGUGCUGAGUAUGCUCGGUGCAGCUACAGGCGUUUGCUUUCCCAUCGGCCUUUCUUACCUGCUUCUCUAUCUCGGGUUUGGUUAUGGUGCGGUGGAAACGUUCAUCAUCGGAGCAGCGCUGUCAGCAACCUCUCUUGGUACGACAUUUGCCGUGAUUUCUUCUGCUUCUGGCACGGUAGAUCUCGCCCAGACUCGAGUUGGCUCUGUCCUGGUUAGCGCAGCUGUCAUUGACGAUGUGGUCGGGCUUGUCAUGGCCAGUGUCAUCGGAAAUCUCAGCCAGCUGGAGGGAGACGGCGAUGUAAAUCUCGGCUGGCUGAUUGGACGUCCUAUUGUGGCCUCGAUAGCGAUGGCAAUCGUCACCCCGAUUGUGACAAAGUAUUUCUUCGCGCCCAUCUUUCGGCGUUUUAUUGAACACCACUUUGCGCGAUUCGACCACAUUUCCAAUAUCAUACUGAUGACUCUGUCUCUGUCGGCAUUCAUAACCAUUGCUGCAUAUGCUGGGACGUCCGUUCUCUUCGGUGCCUUCUUGGCCGGCACCUUUUUAACGUAUAUACCAAGCAAGCAUCCCGACGGACCAUUUGUCGUCAUGAGCCGAGAAGAAGGAGAAGAGUUUGCACACAAGAGCCCGACCUUCGCCCAUACUUUCGAGCGCUACCUUAUGGACGUCCAAAAGUACCUGAUGGAGCCUUUGUUCUUCGCUAGUAUUGGGUUUGCCAUCCCCUUUGUGCAGCUCUGGACAGGCAAGAGAAUAUGGAGAGGCAUCGUCUACACCCUUCUCAUGGUGUUUGCCAAGUUUGUUGUCGGUGUGUGGAUACCGCUAUGGGGCCGUUGGCCCAUUCGCAAACGACAGCAGAGAUCUGGUAAAGGAGGUAGCCGCGUCGACGCAGCCAACCAGCCGGCCCAGAGAAGCGCGGAAAAGAGAAAUAGGACGACAACUUGGCUUUCUGCAUUGCUCUUGGGGGCUGCGAUGGUAGCGCGAGGCGAAAUCGGACUUCUGAUUGUUGAAAUCGGAUAUAACGAGACCUCAUACGUUACUCAGGAGGGCUUCAUCACUGGAGUCUGGGCAAUCCUGCUUAAUACGAUAAUUGGGCCUGCCGUUGUUGGAGUCCUGGUCAAGUUCUGCGGUAAGCGUAUAGGAGAAGGUGAAUGGGGCAUACAACAUCCUGGGGUGCCGACCCAAGAGCCAGAGCCUGAGAGACCGGCACAUGCGUCAGUAUGA